Ceutorhynchus assimilis (cabbage seed weevil) is the source of this 7195-nucleotide messenger RNA. The record is from the annotation of a GenBank genome assembly. NCBI's taxonomy places the organism in Eukaryota, Metazoa, Arthropoda, Insecta, Coleoptera, Curculionidae.
CACAAAACAAAAAGAUCAGUGCCAGACUCAGACUAGGACUAGACUCAAUGCUCUAAGUCUGAGUCUAGUGCUCUAAAAAUGUUCACCAACAAAUAACACCCAACAAUUACUCAUAAGUUUUUUUAUUAGAUACAUAUUUAGGCUGUUGAAAUACCUAAAAUGUUAGAGCUACAAAACACAGAAAAUAAUGUAUUUCAUUUACUGGAAAACAGAACAAAUAUGUGCAGAUUCUGUUUUGAUAUUUUGGAACCGACCGCUGCUCACUAUUCAAUUUUCGCAGAAGAUAUUUUGAAUAUUUUAAACUAUUGCUGUAAGGAUCUAUUUAUCAAAAACGAGGAAAUUUUACCAAGCCUUAUAUGUUCUGGAUGCCAUUCCUUCUUGCAAAUCGCCUAUAAAUUUUUAAACCAAAUCACUUUGUCGCAAAACAUUUUACUAAAUUUUCUUCAAGCGAGAGGAUUUCAAAGUGUCGAAAUACCAAACAGCCAAGACGAAAUAAAGCUUGAAGAUAAUCCACUUGAAAUUGAUAAUACUGAGAUUUUUGAUAAUACAGAACAACCAAUUGAAGAAGUACAAGUUGAAAAAUUGGCCAAAAAGAAAAAUGCAAAAGUCAAAGGAAGAAAAAGUAUGGGUCCAUAUAACUGCUCUGUUUGCAAUAAGAAAUAUAGGUCAAAUUUUGAACUUGAGGUUCAUCUAAGAUUACAUACAGGAGAACGGCCUUUUACUUGUAGCGUAUGUGGUAAAACAUUUCUCGAUGGUCGUAAUUUACGGAAGCACGAAAAGAUACAUAGUGGUGAUAAAAACAAUGAGUGUUCAAUUUGUCAUAAGAAAUUUCUACAUUUAUUUAGUUUGAAAACGCACGAAAGGAUUCAUACAGGAGAAAAGCAAUUUGUUUGCGAAAUUUGUGGCAAAGCUUUUAACACUUCUGGAGAAUUGAAAAUUCACAGCAGGAUUCAUACCAAAGAGAGACCAUACAUUUGUAAUAUUUGUGACAAGAGGUUUUCAAGUAAAGCAGCCUUAAAUAUCCAUACUCGCGUUCACACAGGUGAAAAAAGGCAUUCAUGUUCAAUAUGUGAUCAAAAAUGUAGAACUGGCUACGACCUGAAAGUACACAUGAGAAGCCACAGCAAUGAAAAGCCUUAUCAUUGUAAAUAUGCCAAUUGCAGUAAAAGCUACAGGAACAGUAGUCAGUUGAGCGUCCAUCUCAGAACUCAUACUGGUGAAAAACAUCACCAAUGUAUGAUUUGUCGUAAGAAGUUUGGUGAAUCUAAUGCACUAAAAAGACACUUACUUACUCAUGUGAAAAAAUAAGUGUGAAUAUGAAAAUGGCAAAUAAUCAAAAUUAGAAUUAGGUUUGGAAUUUUUCUAGUCAGAAGAGGAUUAAGAUUUUGAAGAAUUCACUUGUACCACAAUGAAGAAUUGUUCCUGAUUAAAAUAAGUCAAUAUUAGAAAAUAUAUCUGUGUGUGUAAUAAUAGAGAAUUGCUCCUGAUAGAAAUAAUGUGUGGCAAAAAAUCAAAAUUAGACAUAAGUGAAUUGCGUAUCCUGGACAUUAACUUGCAGAUGCUUUUUCUUGCACAGGCUACAUAAAUCACAUUGUAUAGUACCUAAGUAAGUUUAGUUUUAUGAAUUUGAUUCAAACUUCAAAGAAUCCACUGAUAAAAAUUGGCAAAAAAAUCAAAAUUAGUGUUAAGUAUUUCAAAUUAUUACUCUAGUCGCAAACAGUAAUCUAGUCAUUGAAUUAGGUUUAAUUAAUUAGUACUUAAUUUUUUGAAAAUCAUUAUAUUGUGUGAUUUUUCUAAUUUAGUUUGUUUUAUACUCCACAAUAACUAGAAGAAUAGUAUUCAUAAGAACAAGUCUCUAAAAAUAUAAAAGCCUGUGAACAUCCCUCAAUGUCAUUUCUUGGAAGCCUGAUUUUUUUUUCCAAAAUGACACAUUUUGUUGUCAAUUUCAAUCCGAUCUUAACGUAACUAGGCCUGAAUUAAGGCCAAUUAAAACCUCUCCAAAUACAAUAAAUAGUUUUUAUGCAGCUUCAAGAGUUUCACAACAUUGAAUUUGAUUUUUAUCAUGGUAAGCGCGUGGAAGGAUAUUUUAAUUUUUUUUCUCAAAUUUCAAUCUUUUCUUCAUCCAUUUACAAAGUUUCAAUCCAAUCGUUCAAACACUUUUCUCAGAAAACAAUAAAACGGCUUUUAAGGUCAUUUUUUGGAAGCUUGAUUUUCGCAAAAUGACAUUGAACCACAUUAUAUCUCACAACUUUAUUAAUUUCAAUCCGAUCCUAACGUAGUUAGGCUUGAAAUGAGGCCAAUUAAAUCCCUGGUAAAUAAUUUCAUUGAACCUUGAAUAGUUUUUAGCUGUGAAGCUUCAAAGUUUUUUAAUUUCACUACAGCCAUUAUAACUCGUGUUACAGGGAAGAACAAAGUUGUUUCUGAGAUUGUUGAGGUGUGACCAAAAUAAUCUAGGAUUCUCAUAAAUGUUAUUUUCAGUUUUGAGCAGGUAUAUUCUAUAAGAGAUGUCAACCAUCUAUGCCUCUAUAAUAGUCGGUAUAGUAUAAAUUCAAUUCUGGGAACUUGACAAUCCCAAAACCUAAAAAAAUUCAGAACGAGGGCCAAGAAAAGUGGCUCACCUCAACUAGGAACAUUGUAUAUUUAUAAGGUGUCGUAAUUCUUAAAUGCAUAAGUGAAAGAAUAAAACACAACUCAAAAACACCAAACAGUUUAUUUGUAAUAUUCAAUAUUUACAGUAAUUUCAGACAUUAAGCCUUAAAUAAUAUGUACAGAUAGAAUUUGAAAAUUUUCACUUAAUUUACACUUAAUUAUUAUUUUAUUUUUUUAAUACAUAAUGGUUUUUUCCGAGGGGUGGUUAAUUGGUCAAAAUCUCAUAAGAUCUACCUACCUACUCAAAAUCCCUAAAAAUCUUUGAAAUCCUUGAAAAUUUAACAAAAUCUCUUGAAAUUCCAUAAAAUCCUACAAAAUCUAAUCAAAUUUCAUCAAAACCAAAAAAAUCUUGCAAAAUCUGAUAAAAUCAUUAACAUUCCUAAGAAAUAUUUUCAUAUAUUAUAUCACAAGAACUUUAAAUUUAAUCGAUUAAACUAUCCAACAUAUUUUGAGCAUGAUUUUGCUUGGAAAAUAGUUGAAUGCACAAUAACUUAAUAAAAGUUAUUGUGCAUGAAACUAUUUGCCAAAAAGCAAAAUUAUGCAAAAAAUAUUUGGAUAUAGUUUAAUCCAUUUAAAUUUAUAGGUCGAGUGGUCUAUUUAUUAUAAAAUGUCAGAAUAUUUCUAUCAAAAUUCUGUCAAAAAAGGUAAACAAAAAUUUAAUCGCAAGGUCUUGUGAAAUAAUCACUUAUUUAAACAAAAUUCAUUCAAAAAAUGACGUUGUCUGAUGGGUCUAUUUUAUAAUGAAUGAAAUAAUCUCUGGAAUUCCCAAAAAUCCUUUGGAAUCCCCAAAAAUCUGUUAAAGUCUCUCAGAAUUCCAUAAUUUAGUGGAAUUUCGAGGAUUUUCGGUAGAAUUAUGUUAUUCUGAAAAAGGAAUUACAUGUGAAAUUUUUGCGGAGUUCACAAAUUCCUGGCUAUUAAAAGAGAAUUUCAGUGAAAUUUUGAAAAAUUCCUUGAAGUUUCAUUGGACUUUCGAGAAAUCUUUGGCUAUGAACGUGGAAUUUCAAAAUAUUCUCAUAAAAUUUUAGUGAAUUCCGAGGAAUUUUUAAGAAAUUACAUGAAAUGUUAAUGAAAUCCCGAAGAAUUUUAUGAAAAUUUUGUGGAAUUCCAGGAUAUUUCAAUGAUGGGGAAUUUCAGUAAAGUAAAAAAAAAUAAUUAUGGAAUUUUGAAAUUUUAGUGGAAUUCCCAGGAAUUUUAUGAAAUCCUAUAAUGUAAUUCCGGAAAAAUUUUGUCUUAAGAAUUCCAGAAAAUUUUCUGGUGAAAUAUUAAGGAAUUUCUAAUAUGGAAUUACUUAAAAUUUUCGCGGAAUUCCUAUGGAAUAACUUGAAAUUUUAGUGGAAUUCCAAAAAAUUUCAUAGUGUAAUUCCGAGGAAUUUUUGUUCAAGAAUUCCAUUGAAUUUUAUUGUGGAAUUCCAUGAAAUCUUGGUAAAAUAUGGAAAAAUAUUAUGAAAUCUUAUAGUAAAACGAGUAGUAAAAUUUUCAGGAAUUUCCAUUUUUCCAUUCAAACUUACCAUUUGAAUUGAAUUUCGAAUUCCAUAAAAUCGGUGAAAUUCUAAGGAAUUUCUAUAAAAUUAACUAAAAUUUUCACGGAAUUCCCAUGGAAUGACUUGAAGUUUUAAUGAAAUUCCGAAGAAUUUCAUGAAAUCUCAUAGUGUAAUUCCGAGGAAAUUUUCAUGGUGGAAUUCCAUAGAAUCUUAUGAUGAAAUUCGGAAAAGUAUUAUGAAAUCUUAUAGUAAAAUUUCUAGGAAUUUACGUUUUUUCAUUCAAAAUUAUCACUUGAAUGGAAUUUCGAGGAAUUCCAUAAAAUCUUCUGGUGAAAUUCUAAGGAAUUUCUAUAGAAUUGAUUAAAAUUUUCGCAGAAUUCCCAUGGAAUAACUUGAAAUUUUAGUGAAAUUCCGAAGAAUUUCAUUAAAUCUUAUAUUCUAAUUCCGAAGAAUAAAAAAUUCCAAGAAUUCAAUUGAAUUUUAUGGUGUGAAAUGUGACAUGUGAAAUUUUUGCGGAGUUUCCAUAUUCACAUUAAAUUUUAGUUCCUCUCGGAUUAAAUGAAAUUUCGAGAAAUUAAAAAAAUUCUCAUAAAAUUUUAGUGAAAUUUCGAGGAAUUUCUAAGAAAUUACAAGAAAUGUCAGUAAAAUUCCGAAAAAUUUUAUGAAAAUUUUGUAGAAGUCCUGAAAUAUAGUGGUGAAGUUUUGGGGAAUUUGGAAUUUCUAUAGAAUUUUUGGGGAAUUUCAGUGGGAUUUCGAAAAAAAAAAAAAAAAAAAAUAUGAAAUAUUGGCAGAAUUUUUAUCAAAUUAUAUAUAAUUUCCCGUUGUGUCCACUUACAUAAAAUUUCGAUGAAAUGUCGAGUAAAGUUCCAAGGAAUUCUCGUCGAAUUACAUACAUGGAAUUCCUUGAAAUCUUAUUGUGAAAUUCCAGUAAAAUUACAUGGAAUCCGAAGAAUUCCCUUCAAAUUAAACAGAAUUUCCGUGGAAUUUCCAUGGAACCACGAGAAAUUUUGGCAGAAUUUCAAAGAAUUGAAUUAAAUUUUAGUGGAAUUCUGAGUAAUUUCUGUCGAAUUAAAUAAAAAAAAAGAAAUUUCAUGAAAUAUUUUAUUGUAAUUCCGAGUAAUUUUUGUACAAGAAUUCCAUUGAAUUUUAUGGUGGAAUUCCAUGGAAUCUCAUGAUGAAAUUUGGAAAAGUAUUAUGAAAUUUUGUAGUAAAAUUUCUAGGACUUCUGUUUUUCUAUUCAAAUUUGUCAUUUGAAUGGAAUUUCGAGGAAUUCCAUAAAAUCUUCUAGUGAAAUUUUUAGGAAUUUUUAUGGAAUUAACAAAAAUUCUCGCAGAAUUCCCAUUGAAUUUUAUGGUGGAAUUCCAUAGAAUCAUAUGAGGAAAUUCGGCAAAGUAUUAUGAAAUCCUAUAGUAAAAUGUCUAGGAAUUUCCGUUUUUCCAUUCAAAUUUGUCAUUUGAAUUUAGAAUCUCUAAAAACUUUUUAAAAACCGCUGAAAUGCCCCAGAAUCACCUAAAAUUUUGAAAAUCUAAAAUCUUCUGAACUCCUGUAAAAUCGUGUAACGAUUUUCAAAAUUCCCAAAAUCCUACAAAAUCAAUUAAGAUUUAAAAUAUGUGUUCAUUAUUUUAUAGAGUUAACUAAACCUCGGAGCGGUUGAUUGGUCAAAAUCUGUGUAUAAAUAAGUCCAGAAAAACUUGAAAUUGAACAAAACCUCACAAAAUCCCUUAAAAAAUCACUUCCUAAAAAAAAAUCCUUCAAAAUUUCCAAAAAUCCUUUGGAAUCCUCAAAAAUCCGUUAAAAUCUCCAAAAAUCCUUUAGGAUCUCUAAAAUGCUCUAAAAUCACCUAAAAUCUUUUAAAAUCCUGUAAAAUCAUGUGAAGAUUUUCAAAAUCCUACAAAAUUAAUGAAGAUUUGAAAUUUGUGUACAUAUUUUACGGAGUUAACCACCCCUCGGUUUUUUCUGCUGAUUCUUUCCCAAUAAGAAAAUUUAGGCCAAAUUUAAUGAUGCAGAGUGAUUAGGGAGUUUUAAAUGCAAAUUUGUAUCUAUUUAAAAACAACCUUCAGAUCAAGUUAAGAGGAAAGAAUCACACACUUUCAAUAUUACAGUAAAGUAACAGCUUAUAUUCUAUAUACAUAAAAUGCUAAAUAUCACAAGCCUUUAUUUUUAUAACAUAAAAUAUUUUAUUUGCCAUGUAGCUUAAGAUUUUAACAGUAAGAUUCUAUGUAGGUAAAAAAAUUAAAAAAUAAGUUUUAAGUCUGUUUUAGACAAUUCAGCCAUCAUAAAUAUAAUUUUACUCUGAAAAGUUUUGAGCUCAAUAAUUGAGAACAUAAAUACACUGUCAUGUAGCGGUAGUGAUACAAAAUGUUCUCAAACAAGCGAUAGAAGUUUUACGCUAAAUAAUUCUCUGGUAUAAAAUAAAGAACAAUGAACAAUCUUGACCAAGCAAAAUGAGAACUAAAAGCGAAUUUCUAUUAUACACACAUGGUCUUAAUUAAUUCACAUUUACGUACAUAAAUUCGGACUUUUAUUUUAUGUCAUUGCCGCCUACUUUGAGAUUCUUUUGACAUAAGAUCUUACACACAAUAUGCUUAAAGUACGUCAUUAACUUGUUUCAUUUGUUUGACCAAAUCAGCGCAUACAAAAUCCAUUUCAUCGGUAUCCCUCAAGCUAGAAUUACUUAUAGUAUUAUCUUUAUUCAAUUUACUAUGACCCCCUGCCGUAUGACUUGAAUUCAACCCAGAUUUGAAAAACUUCAAAAAUUUAGUCUUCAAAGAGGAACAAGUUGGAGGUUCCUCUAUACGUACCGUCGUAACCUUAAUGCACGGUUCCUUUUGAAGCAGAGCCUGGGAGGUUUCAAUUUUCGAAGAAGAAAAACUAGUUUGGCUAGUUUGAGGAGUGAGUUUCGACGAGGGUUUGCUCCAACGAUGGGAAUUAGAGGAAGUUCUCGCAUCGGCCGUUUGGGCUAGAUGCAUAGCUUCCCCUAAAAAAUUCUCCGGGUACUUUUUAAUGGUGCGUCUUACAGGUGCUGCAAGGUAGUUACGGUUCCGGGUAUUUCUAGAGCAAAUAUU